This is a messenger RNA of Engraulis encrasicolus (European anchovy), 1791 nucleotides long. Its product is annotated as bone morphogenetic protein 10-like. The record is from RefSeq and is a predicted model, not a curated record. Gene Ontology annotation, biological process: BMP signaling pathway. NCBI's taxonomy places the organism in Eukaryota, Metazoa, Chordata, Actinopteri, Clupeiformes, Engraulidae. Gene Ontology annotation, molecular function: growth factor activity; cytokine activity. Gene Ontology annotation, cellular component: extracellular region. The transcript is spliced from 2 exons. The coding region runs from base 140 to 1570 and encodes 476 amino acids.
CACACUGAAGAAAAUUAAAUACAAUUCAAUAUCACAAGCGGAGGGACGAGAAAGAGAGAACAAGAGAGAAAAUAAGAGAAAGAAACAUUUGUGUUGAACUUUUCAUUUGGUAGCACAGCUCUUCUUCACCAUCUAAGCCAUGGUCAGCGCAGGAGUCUCCAGCAUGAGUUGUAUUUGUGUGCUGUGCUUGUGGUGCUUGUUGCUCUUCCCCUGCGUGGGUCUGGCGAGUCCCAUCCUGCCCCCUGAAGACCACCCUCAGGCCAAAGACAUGCUGGACCCUUCCCUGCUGGAGCAGAACGAGGACGACGACGUGGACAUGCAGGCGUUCCUGGGGAGCUUUCUGUCCAUGCUGAACCUCACGGAUCGAGAGUCGCCCUGGGCCCCCUACUCGGGGCCCCCUCCACGGCCCCCUGCCGCCCGCGUGGAGCCCCCAGAGUACAUGAUGGAGCUGUACAACCGCUAUGCCAACGACCACUCGGCCAGGCCCGCGGCUAACACUGUGCGCAGUUUCAAGAAUGAAGACUCCUCCCCUUCUUCAGUGACGUCCAAUGGUGUGAAGAAGAGCACUUUGAUGUUUAACGUUUCCAUCCCAUCCAACGAGAAAGUCAUUAACGCCGAACUGAGGCUCUACGCACUUGUGUCACAGAACCACCACCAACAACACCAGCACCACAAGAUGACCAUAUUUGAGAUUCAGGAGUGGGUGGCCCAGCCACAGUGGAAGACAGCGGAAGGGGCCUCUGCCAAGGGAAGACACGAGAAGCCUCCAGCAAAGAGGGAGGAACUGGCCUCCAACCUUAUCAGCAUUGAAGAGAGCCGAUGGGAGGUGUUUGAGCUGACGGAUGUCAUUCAGCGCUGGAGAGAAUCCGAGCACUCGACUCACUAUUUGGAGGUGCACAUCGAAAGCUUACAAGGUCAGGAGAAUCGCUUCCAGGGUGAUGAUGAGUCAGUGGACUCAGGCAUGAUUGAGUUGGACGUUGACUCCGACGUAACUGGAAAACACAACCCCGUGUUGAUCGUCUUCUCCGAUGACCAGAGCAAGGAUCAGAAAGAGGAGGAGAAACAGGAGGUGGACGAGAUGAUUGAGCACGAGUUUGAACUGCUGAGCGGGAACGAGCUGUGGGAAGCAGCAGGCAGAGAGAGUAUGGAGGAGGAUGACGACGACGACAUGCCGGACGCAGAGACUCUGAUGCAGAUCAGCUCCAACAUGAUCUAUGAUGGGUCGUCUCGAGUGCGCCGCAGCGCAGCCGACGAUUACUGCAAGAAGACUCCGCUCUAUGUGGAGUUCAAGGAGAUUGGCUGGGACAGCUGGAUUGUGGCCCCAGAUGGUUAUCAGGCCAACGCCUGCCGAGGCCUAUGCAGGUUUCCUCUGGGCCCCGAUGUGUCGCCCACCCAGCACGCCACCAUCCAGACCCUGGUGAGCAUGAAGUUCCCCAAGAGAGCGUCGGCGGCCUGCUGCGUUCCCACAAAACUGGACCCAAUCUCCCUACUGUACAAAGACCAGAAAGGUGUGGUCACCCUGAAGCAUCGAUACGAGAAUAUGGUGGUGGCGGAGUGUGGCUGCAGAUAGUCUGGAAACGGAAGCCUGGUGUUAGCCUUUUUCACCGUGACGCCAAACAAGUGCUAUUUUGAAGCAAAGCUACUACUGGUUGCAGGUAGAAAACCGUGGCAUGUAUGUAAGUAAAUGUCCAUGCCACUGGAUGCAAAUCAAAGUGAUACUGUUACAUGUUUGGAAAUAAGCUGAUAUUAAAUUAUUGAGUUUUAGCUUUCUCCUGUACUUCCUGCCGUUCU